CAAGACGUGAAGCAAUAAAAGAAAACGCCAGAGAAGUUACGUCGUAAAAGGAAAACGCGUCUAAGUAUAGGUUUGUAAUCUCAAAGCUUAAGUAGGCUUCGUAUCAGUUGAGUUUACUCUGCAGAUUUGACCCCCAGCUAUCUGUGCGGUAAAUCACUAGAUGGCAGAUCAAUUUUUCUUUUGAAACGCGCUGGAAAUGCUAGAACUAUGAUGGGGAAAAUAUGUUAUGUUCAAUAUAUUGAAUAAUAUAAAUGAUUUCUAUGGUACUUUUUAUUGUAAGUGGAUCAGUGCCGAAGUAAAAGGAUAAGUCCGUGACUAUAAGCACAAUAGAUCUUUUGGGUUGAAUUCUAAAUAACAUCUUAGAUUGAAAAUAAUCGUGUUUAAUAUAGCCCUAAAUAUAUUUCUUAAAAAAUCGUUUAAUCACCACAGAAUUGGUACGUCACAAAUAAUUAAAAUUAAAGAGAGGAAUGAUGUGGAAAUAGAUCGAUGGAUUCCAGAGCUUGGUGGAAGUAGAAUUAUAUAAUACGGAGUCAACUAGAUUAAAAUUAUCUCAUGGGGGAAAAUCAUCCUGGCUGUUACAUAAGUGCCGAAUUGUGUCAAAGCACGCACCACGUGGAAAUUUCCCAAAGAGUGUCCGCGCAUCUAAUCAAUAUUAUCAUUUUCCUUGUGCGGAAAACUGUGUAUAGGUUUUGUGACAAUAAAAAUAGUUAUAAGUGGUUUUCAAAACGAUACUUUUGUACUGUCACCAAAUAAAAACAACAAUAGGAAAUGCCAACCAAAUCAGACAACCCAACUUUCGGUUACACUUACCAUUUACCGACAGGAGGAUGGUCGGCGAAAUUGCGAAACGUUUUAUCGCAAUUUUCGGAUAUUUUUAGUGAAUUCGAUAAAUACAUAGCUCCGGCUUAUCAUCACGAUCGUUGCGAAAGAUCCGUUCAAAUGAGGUUAUACUCGAUGCACAAAAGAGAACUGUGUGCUGUAUUUAUGACUUUUUUCAUAUCGUUUGGUUUGGGAAUAUUUGUAGGCGUUGCAGGUCCUCCAAUAACAAUGAGCACCGCUGUGGAUGGAAUCUCCUUGUUACCGAAAUAUAAUAAUACCAGCAAAAGUAUAGCUACUGGACCGUUCAUAAUGAAAACACCAAAACUAUCGACUUAUUCCCAACAACUUUGGAUUAUAGCUAAAUUAUCUAUAGAAAAUAUGGACGGAGAAAUCAUAGAUAAAUUAUUUGGGGUAUCAGUAGCCCUAUCAGGAUUAUCUGAAGAACAUAAGCCAGUUACCGUAUUGGAUAUUAAUAGUAACAAUAGAUCCCGUCAUUUAAAAUGUGAAAAACGUUGUGAUGAAUUCGUUGUGGCGCAUUUGGGAUAUUUAGAUUUUACCCAUUAUAUUGUUGCAGUAAAAUUCUACGGACUGGAAGCUUUUCAUUCAAGAUACAACAUUAACGAGUUAUUAUUUUACUUUAAAACUUACAACCCUUCUUUCACUCAAAUCGAAAUAUGGUUCAGAUUCAUCUUUUUAAUAUCUACUUUCAUCAUCACAAUCUGGUACCAGAAUUCCCUAAGAAAAUAUCCGAUGUGUAACUGGUCUAUUGAACAAAAGUGGAUCUCGUGGUUGUUACCGUUACUUAUGGCAUAUGACAAUCCGGUAUUUCCCAUGUCAUUUUUAAUAAAUUCAUGGUUGCCUGGUAUGAUUGACGCGUUCGCUCAAACUACAUUCAUAUGCGCUCUUCUAAUGUUUUGGUUAUGCAUAUAUCAUGGCCUAAGACAGAAUGAUCGCCAUGCUCUGACAUUUUAUUUUCCAAAAUGCUUCAUCGUCUUCAUGAUGUGGUUGCCAGCUAUGAUUUUAGCUACAUGGGGUAGAAUAUAUGAACUACAAGACCCAACUUUUGAUCCAACAGUCGAUACUUCUAAUUUUUACGUUGUUAAGGCGUUUUUCUAUAUUUUUGGUAUAAUAUAUUUCAUGUAUUUAUCAAGUUUAAUGUUGAGAGCUUAUUCCGAAUUAAGAUCUAUGCCUUAUUUCGUUCUUCGUUUAAGAUUUCUAACACUAUUGGUUCUGAUUGUAUUGCUAAUAACUUCAAUAGUAACUCUAUUGAGAUAUGGAGUUGGGGUAUUAGAAGAUAGUUUCGUUGCUCGACUGAAUACCCAUUAUAGUAAUUCUUCAGAAUUUAUGUGUUUUUAUGGAGUUUUGAACUUUUAUGUGUACACAAUGGCAUACGUUUACUCUCCUGGAACUAAAGAUGUCCACGAUAUAGUUAUAACCAAAGAUAACCCGGCGUUCUCUAUGAUAAACGAUUCUGACGAAGAUGUUAUUUACGGAUCAGAAGAAGAAAGUCGUCAGCCAUUGACUCAAACAAGAAACGACGAUGAUAGCGAUUGAAUAUUUAUAAAUUUUUUAUAAAGAUUCUAUUAAUUCAAUCGGUUACAAAAGUUCCAGAUAGAAUGCUAAAUUUUUGACUACAAUAUAAUUGUAUGUUAAAUUUGUUGUCUAUAGAGAGCUUUGUUGAAAAAAGAAGAUUUUUGAAGUUUUUACCAAACUUUUUAGAUGCCAAAGCAUCGAAUGCUACUAGAUUUUUUUUAAAUCGAGAUUGUCCUGUUACAAAAAUUUACAAAAUCAGAUAUUUACCAACAAUUUCAUUUUUAACACUAAAUGUUACAAUUAAUAUUAUUCACACUGGAAACACUGGUAACAUACACUGAGAAAAGUAUUUGUUUAUCUUCACACAGCAUAAUUUGUGUUGUGGUAAAUUUCUAAGGAUGAAGAGGAUUUACUUUUGCUUAGAUAUCUUCAUAGCAGUAAACGAAAUUUUAAGUGCAUCUCCAUAUCUACCAUAACUUUCAAAAAAAAUUGCCAAAGAUGUCUCCAAAUUCAAACUCAAUUCUAAUAUUACCGAUGAUUCAUUAUCAACGGCAUAUAAACUUAAAAAUAAACAAAGAUUGGUAGGAAAACUUACCUUAAGUCCCUGAAGAUGAUAGCUUGGUAGUCGAAACGCGCGUCAGACAGUGUAAUUGUGAGUUGUAAUGGUAGCAGUCAACAGUGUGUUCAUUAUGAAUAUCACCAACGGUUUCAGAUCUCCCAGCUUAAUAGUGCAGUGAUUUAAUUUUCGAACAUAUUUGGAACUAACUUCGUCAAUUAUUAUUACAAUCAUAUUAUCCGCACGAGAUUGACUGAUUUUUAUAAAAAUGCAAGUUUUCGAAAAGAAGAUUCGAAAAGCUGAGAACUCACCUCAACAUCCAGAUGAAGGAGCUGAUCGACUGAGUCUGGUACCCAAGAACGAGAAAACAGCUAAACCACGACCAGCAUUAAGAAUACCCAAAUUAACAAAAAAACCUGCUUAUGAAGAUUGGUAGGAUUUCACAUAUUUGACAAGUCAUUCUAGAGACUAUGAAAGGUAUCCAAGAAAAAGCUAGUAAAGUGUCAACUACAAGAAAAGAAGAAAAUAGCCGUAACCUCAUUUUAAAUUGUGCAUUCUGAAACGAAUGGAUUUGGAUAAGUAUGUAACGUACUACGCUUCGUCUAUUGCAUCUCAAUGACUAUAAGUUCCAUGUGCAGAAUGCCUAAGUGUUAUUUUAUUUUCUUAUUUUUCUCAGUGUAGCUUGUUUUUUCAGUUUGUCGUUGCUGUUUGAGGUUUUUCUACACUUCGGAUGAUUUGAAAAUUUUGUCUCAACCCAAAGAGAUCAGUACUGACUCAAAAUUAAGUUAAUGUCGAAUGGAAUUCAAAUUUUCCAAUUUUCACAGAUGAUGGUAAACAAUUGGAGAUAGAUAUGACACUCAAGAAUUUUCUGCAGAAUCAGAAAAAUGGCUCCGUUACCUUGGAGCACAACACCGAUUUCAAAAAUUUUAAUUUCGAUUAUUUUUCGAUAAAAUGCGACGUCAUCAGAUAAUUUUGCGAAACCGUCGUUGCAGAGUUAUUUACGAUAAGAAUGAUGUGCUCCAACGUGAUCUUGGAGCACACUUUUGACUAUUGAUUUGACGCCUUUACUGUGCAUCGCAAACUGUUUUGAUGGUGUCGCAUUCUAUCGCAAAAUGUCUUCUUGUUUGAACCCGAUCGCCACAAAGUACGUGCUCCAACAGGAUCUUGGAGCAAACUUUUGACUAUUGAUUUGACGCCUUCACUGUGCAUCGCAAACUGUUUUGAUGGUGUCGCAUUCUAUCGCAAAAUGUCUUCUUGUUUGAACCCGAUCGCCACAAAGUACGUGCUCCAACAAGAUCUUGGAGCACACUUUUGACUAUUGAUUUGACGCCUUUACUGUGCAUCGCAAACUGUUUUGAUGGUGUCGCAUUCUAUCGCAAAAUGUCUUCUUGUUUGAACCCGAUCGCCACAAAGUACGUGCUCCAACAGGAUCUUGGAGCAAACUUUUGACUAUUGAUUUGACGCCUUCACUGUGCAUCGCAAACUGUUUUGAUGGUGUCGCAUUCUAUCGCAAAAUGUCUUCUUGUUUGAACCCGAUCGCCACAAAGUACGUGCUCCAACAAGAUCUUGGAGCACACUUUUGACUAUUGAUUUGACGCCUUUACUGUGCAUCGCAAACUGUUUUGAUGGUGUCGCAUUCUAUCGCAAAAUGUCUUCUUGUUUGAACCCGAUCGCCACAAAGUACGUGCUCCAACAGGAUCUUGGAGCAAACUUUUGACUAUUGAUUUGACGCCUUCACUGUGCAUCGCAAACUGUUUUGAUGGUGUCGCAUUCUAUCGCAAAAUGUCUUCUUGUUUGAACCCGAUCGCCACAAAGUACGUGCUCCAACAAGAUCUUGGAGCACACUUUUGACUAUUGAUUUGACGCCUUCACUGUGCAUCGCAAACUGUUUUGAUGGUGUAGCAUUUUAUCGCAAAAUGUCUUCUUGUUUGAACCCGAUCGCCACAAAGUACGUGCUCCAACAGGAUCUUGGAGCAAACUUUUGACUAUUGAUUUGACGCCUUCACUGUGCAUCGCAAACUGUUUGGAUGGUGUCGCAUUCUAUCGCAAAAUGUCUUCUUGUUUGAACCCGAUAGCCACAAAGUACGUGCUCCAACAGGAUCUUGGAGCAAACUUUUGACUAUUGAUUUGACGCCUUCACUGUGCAUCGCAAACUGUUUUGAUGGUGUCGCAUUCUAUCGCAAAAUGUCUUCUUGUUUGAACCCGAUCGCCACAAAGUACGUGCUCCAACAAGAUCUUGGAGCACACUUUUGACUAUUGAUUUGACGCCUUUACUGUGCAUCGCAAACUGUUUUGAUGGUGUCGCAUUCUAUCGCAAAAUGUCUUCUUGUUUGAACCCGAUCGCCACAAAGUACGUGCUCCAACAGGAUCUUGGAGCAAACUUUUGACUAUUGAUUUGACGCCUUCACUGUGCAUCGCAAACUGUUUGGAUGGUGUCGCAUUCUAUCGCAAAAUGAUCGCAAUUGAAAUUGUUGAAAUGAGAUGUCGUGCUCCAAGGUACUGAGCACGACAUUACAUUUUAUGUAAAAAGUUUAUUUAUUAUCAAAUCAAUUCCAUUUGGUUGGAAUGCACUUUUAUUUGGUUUAUUUUAAACUUUGGAUGUAUCCCUUUUGAUAUCUCCCUGUAUAUAUGGUCCAACAAUGUUCGAAAAUGGUUAUUGAAUUUACAUGUAACACAAUGAAUGUUUACGUGUAUUAAUUUAAAUAUUAACGAUGUUUUUAUAGGGUUAUUGAUUUAAUAGGAAAUUGAAACAAACAUGUUUUUGAAAAAUAUAUUUGAAUCUUUUAUAUCAUUUCAAAUUAAAUCGUUGUUUUAUACUGAUAUUACCCAAUAAAUUAUAUUUGUACUUUCAGAAUGUUUUUAUUUCAAAAUCCAAAAAAUUAUGUCAUUAUUUUUAAA
This is a messenger RNA of Diorhabda carinulata, 5806 nucleotides long. RefSeq names its product transmembrane protein 181. Lineage: Eukaryota; Metazoa; Arthropoda; Insecta; Coleoptera; Chrysomelidae. The coding region runs from base 769 to 2373 and encodes 534 amino acids. Gene Ontology annotation, molecular function: toxic substance binding. The record is from RefSeq and is a predicted model, not a curated record. The transcript has 13 exons.